Messenger RNA from Puntigrus tetrazona (Sumatra barb), 1597 nucleotides. It is a transcript of the gene urp2, whose product is annotated as urotensin II-related peptide. The record is from RefSeq and is a predicted model, not a curated record. NCBI's taxonomy places the organism in Eukaryota, Metazoa, Chordata, Actinopteri, Cypriniformes, Cyprinidae. Gene Ontology annotation, molecular function: hormone activity. Gene Ontology annotation, cellular component: extracellular region. Gene Ontology annotation, biological process: blood vessel diameter maintenance; regulation of blood pressure.
AUGGUCACGACCGCCUUUGAUGAAGGGACACCGAAGUCUCUGGAUGCACUUGCUUUAACGGAUUCAAAAUGCUGUUAUUUCCUUUCAGAUCCGUGGAGAAACGCUGAGGAAGAUGCAGCGCAAGCGACGAGGAUUCUUGAGAAGCUACUGAAGACCAGACCGAUGACGACAUCUCCGGACGGAGAUGGAAAAACCGUAGCCAUGAAAGCAUUAGACGAAACGAUUGCAGCGACAAGCGGCCCAAACAUCAGACACAGAACCUCAGACACGGGUGUCAAUAAUACACUUAAGCCACUAACUCUUCUUUCUGAAGGACACGAGGAGAUUCGUGAUGGUUCUCCGAGGACCGACCGCACGACCCGCUCACCUGAUUCCCAGCGGCAUGCCGAGAAGAACCGACCGCUCAGACCGUCAAAGCCGAUCGAUUCAAACGAAAACGACACUCCGCCAGCGGCCGACCGAUCGGACCCGGUCACCGCUCGGGAGGAGCUGGUGAAGAUGCUGGGUGCUCUUGAAGAGCUUCACAAGUUGAUGAACCGCACACUGAGCCAUCGAAUCACCAUCAUAACCAGAGGAAACAGCAACGGACUGAGUACUGGGAAGAAGAACAAAAUGACAGUCACGGACGGAAACCUGAAAUCUACCACAGCGACCACUAUAGACGGUGGUGGGAUUUCACCGAAGGCCAGCACUGAUCAAAUGGAUCCCAAGCUCAACGGAAAAGCCUAUAAAAAGUCUCUUCCGUCAGCUAAGAAAACCAACAAGCGAGUGUGCUUCUGGAAGUACUGCUCUCAGAACUGAGACGAGCUUCCCAUUUCUCCCUCGUUUCACCAAGCAACAAAUCCUGUUCUCAAACAGAGAUGCUUAAACUCUUCCCAAAGGACCGUCAAUAACACGACUGACCCCUCUGACCUCUGUGACGUGUGUACCUUUGACUUUGUGCACGAAAUGCUCUUAACCUUUCACCUACAACACCUUCGUUGUUGCAAGCCCCAAUAAAAGCGAGAAAGCAUGCAAAAAAUACUGUGAUAAUAAAGAGAACUUUAUUUUUCUACGGAUAUCUCUCUCGGUGGUCAUUGCAAAGUGUUUAAAGAGUGAGCUCGAAGGCAGAGGUCACUAUGGCGACGAAGUCGACUGGAAAGACAAAGCUGUUGAUAUUACGCCGUCGAAAUCGAUCUGAUUGCUCAAAUAGUUGCCGUCGCUUGGGCGACGCUCAUCGAGACCCGACAGAAGACCAGACAACGAGUCAUUUCGCUCGUAUCUUCACGCGGCGCUCGUUCAUCACACGGGAAGGAAAUUAAAAACCAUUGAGGCUUAAUGAUGAAUUCUGAUUGGUUUAUUUAAAGUCUCCUCGCCCAGAGCUUCAUAAGGCGUUCGCGCAAGGUUACAUAAAUAGCGUGCUUUCACAGGUUUGGCGCAUCGAUUACAAAACAUCAAAAAUCAAAGAGGAAGGAAGAAACCAUCGGAAAGACGAAUCCGUGGCCAUCGGUAACGUAAUUAGCAAACGUGUGGGUAAUAGCCUCGCGUGAUGAUACAAAAGGAGAGAUUCAUUAAACACGUACGGUGAGAUUGUAAAAUAAACGUGAUUUCUUUAAAU